Molecule: messenger RNA, 3687 nt
Organism: Falco peregrinus (peregrine falcon)
Lineage: Eukaryota; Metazoa; Chordata; Aves; Falconiformes; Falconidae
Gene: PEX13
Product: peroxisomal biogenesis factor 13
Exons: 4
Coding region: 52-1248 (398 amino acids)
Biological process (GO): protein import into peroxisome matrix, docking
Cellular component (GO): peroxisomal membrane; peroxisomal importomer complex; peroxisome
Molecular function (GO): protein binding
Source: RefSeq, a predicted model, not a curated record
AGAGCGGGGCGGGCCGGGCCGGGGCAGAGCGCGGCCCGCAGCGAGGCGGACAUGGCGUCGCAGCCGCCGCCUCCCAAGCCCUGGGAGAACCGGCGGCUGGCGGGUACCGUGGCGCCGGCUUUCCAGUCUGCUGACUUGGGUGACAACCUGCUGACCAGGCCUGGACAACCCACAGUUGCACGAAUACCUCCACCUAUUUUGCCAAGACCAUCACAGCGAACAGGAAGCAGUAGUCUGAGCACUUUCAGGCCAGCAUAUAGUAGUUCUUUUUCUCCAGGCUAUGGUUCAUAUGGAACUUCUUUUUAUGGAAGCUAUAGUCCUUACAGUUACGGAUAUGGUGGUUUGGGUUAUAACCGCUUUCGUGCAGAUGAUAUUCCUCCCAGCAGGUUUGUUCAGCAGGCUGAAGAGAGCAGCAGAGGUGCAUUUCAGUCCAUUGAAAGUAUUGUGCAUGCAUUUGCCUCAGUCAGCAUGAUGAUGGAUGCUACCUUUUCAGCUGUCUACAACAGUUUCAGAGCUGUGUUGGAUGUAGCCAAUCACUUCUCCCGCCUCAGAGUACACUUCACCAAGGUGUUCUCAGCUUUUGCUUUAGUGAGAACUAUAAGGUAUCUCUACCAACGUCUACAGCGAUUACUAGGUCUGCGGAAGAGCUCUGAGAAUGAGGAUUUGUGGGCUGAAAGUGAGGGGACAGUAGCUCGUGUUGGCCUUGAAGAUAAGGCGACUAACUCUGCAAAAUCCUGGCCUAUUUUCUUAUUCUUUGCUGUUAUAAUGGGAGGUCCCUAUCUGAUCUGGAAACUGCUUUCUACAUACAGUGAUGAAGAAACAGCAGUAUCUAGUAACUGGGCAAGCGGAGAAGAUGAUCAUGUAGUUGGAAGAGCAGAAUAUGAUUUCAGUGCGCUCUCUGAAGAAGAAAUUUCUUUCCGUGCUGGUGAUGUGCUAAAAUUAGCACCCAAAGAACAACAACCCAAAAUCCGUGGUUGGCUUUUGGCUAGUUACGAUGGCCAAACAACAGGACUUGUGCCGGCUAAUUACAUCAAAAUCCUGGGGAAAAGAAGAGGUAGGAAAACGGUGGACCUGGAAAGGAUUACAGAACAACGGCCAGCAUUUACCAGCAGAGCUGUUACAGGAUCCACUGCUACUGUGACUUCAGAGGAGCAGGAAGCUGCUUUUGAUUCUGUUUUUGCUGGAAGUAAGAAAGAUCCUGUUGCGUCUGACUCCACUAUGGUUAGUGGAGAGAAACAGGAACUCUAGUGCACUUUCAUCAACAAAGCAACUGAACUGUGCUUUAUUGAUAAAACUUAGGGUUUGUUGAAAAUCUGUAUUGUAGUGGAACACUGAUGGGUCUGUACCAGUUACUGCCGCUACUGACUGGUGAAGGGAUGGAGAAAUGAUUGCUCAAAUUUUUAGUAUUUAUUUUUGAUUCACCUAAGGCUGUACAUUAGUGAUUCUACCCAACCACCUGGCAGUAACUCAUAAGAUCUUGAGAUGCGGAGAUUUGAGGCAUUUAUAACAAAGCAAACAAAACAACAGAGGCAGCUAGCCUAUUCCUUUUAAGGAGACAAACUGCUGGUGAAUUCUAGAGUUUAUCAUCCAGUCUUCAUUGGGUUGUCGGCUUGACUAGAGGCCUUCUCAAUACAUGUGCAAAGGGAAGAUAGACUUCUGUCCUAUGUCCUCCAAAACUGGAUGCCGAGGACCAUAAAAUAGUAAUAGUGCAUUGUUUCCCACACGAAGGAGGGAGAAUUGCAAGAGAUUUAGGUGACACAACUGAAAUGUUAGAAGUUCUAAGUUAACUUGCUUUUUGCAAGAAGUAGGGCUUCUGUCAUAAAGACCUUAAACCUUAUAAAAAAGGGACUUAUGAGAAAGGGAGGAGAAACACAGUUUACAAAGGAAGGGCAGUGAAGCUUCAGCAGUAGUUCUAACGAGUUCGUUUUUGUUUAUUAAAAAAACAUCAGAAUAAAGGGUAUCCUGCAGUCAGGCACUUGCCAGCGCACUUACUGUUAUUCCCUUCUGUGGUAAACUAACUUUGCAUCACUCCUAGCCUUUUUGUGUUGUAGCCUGGUAACUGCCUAUCAAUAGUCUAUCGACUGCCAUCUGCAUCUCAACUUACUUCUGUUCUUCAUUGUUUUUAUGGGAGUAUCAGAGUAUCUAUCCUGCCUUUUAGUGCAGUAGGAAAGCAUUAGAUUGAGGGAAGUUUAACAUAAUUGGAGCAGCAAAGAAAAAGUACCAUUUCUUGCUUAAUUGCCCCAGUUAGCCAAGGUCUUGGAGUUAAUGCUUUAUGCUGCCAUUCAGGUGGUAAAUUUUGCAUCUGCCCAUAAAAUUUGAGGGCUGUGGUUUAUCAAGAGCCAUAAAAACACUAUGACUGUUCAAAGUAUUUAGUAUUUUCUUCGUAUUGAUGUUUGAGAAUUCCAUCUUGUAAUACUGUUUUUGUUGGGGUUUUUUAAAUGAAGAAAGAUAAUUAAAACUGUUUUCCGUGUAGUAUAUAUGUAUAAUAUGUUGAGCUUCUGAAGGUUAAAGCAAUGGAUAAAAUAACUAAAGCUUGUCUUAAUCAUUAAAAUAGCAUUUCCCUUUUAUUUUAAAGGUACUCAAAAGUAUUAGUAAAAGUAGGGUGUGUGCCUUUGCUUUAUGGACCCACUAGUUUCAGUUUGAAUGUUUCUACAGAGAUCUUCAACACCCAUUAUAUGUUACCAAAGCUUUCAGUAUUUAUACUUUAAUUGCAUUUGCUGGCUUGAGUUCUUCUAAUUCUGUUCACCACAACAAAACUCUUGACAAGAAAGAUGAAGUGAAUAGAGUUUUAUUGAGGUAGAGUGGCUGAAAAGAUGGAGGUUAUGCUGGAACCUUGGAUUUUAAAGUAAUCUCGGAUUGCCCUUUGUUGAUAAUUGAACAAGAAUUUUAAGUGGUUGUGCUCAGGUAUUGGGAGAUGGCAAAGAAUCAUUUUUAUUAGAUUGUUAGAUCUUCAGGUGCAGAGGAAAAGGAGAGUAGUUAAAGGGCAAAUGAGAAACUUGAAACUAGGUUUAAAACGGAACAUGUUCCUGAGACAUUUCCCUGUGUACCAGGGCAUUAAAGAAAAUUAUCUAUAUUUGGAAAUGACAUCUGUUGUUGAAAUAAAAAUAGCAAACAAUCCUGAAAUAUAAAAUAUACAGAGGAAAGAAGGGGGGCGGGUAUCAAGUGUACAGUUCUGCUUAUGGUGUGUAUUCCUGAAGGGAAUUAAUUUACUAUUGUGAGAUUUAAUUAAUGGGCUGUCAGCCUCUUCUGUAUCAGUGAAAGAUUUCCUCCUUCAGAGGGAGGAUCUUUUAAAUAAAUGAAUAAAUAAACUCAACCUUCUGUAGACAUCUGUGUUCCUGCUCAGAACAAGUUGGGAAGACAGUACCAUGCUGAUUGUUGAAAUCUUUAAACCUUACUAAUUUUUAGAAAGAUGAAUUUAAUUUCACUUUUCAGGUCAUACUGUUUUGGAAAAAAAUUCUUUUAGUGGCAAGUUAUUAAUAACUGACUUGGUUUUGUAGUAGUUUGACUUAGUCUACCAAUUGCUGUCAUAACUGUAUCUGCUAAAUCUUGACAAGAAUUUUGAUCCUUUCAAUCUUGUGAUUACUUUAAUGAGGAAAGAAGGCUCUGAGGAAAUUAAGCAAGUUAUUUAACUCACAAUUAAUUGUACUGAUUGCAGAAGGAUAUUAAAAUGCAUUGAAGUAAAAUACA